Rhizopus microsporus ATCC 52813 is the source of this 807-nucleotide messenger RNA. Its product is annotated as alkaline ceramidase 3. The record is from RefSeq and is a predicted model, not a curated record. Bases 1 to 807 code for a protein of 268 amino acids. Lineage: Eukaryota; Fungi; Mucoromycota; Mucoromycetes; Mucorales; Rhizopodaceae. Gene Ontology annotation, biological process: ceramide metabolic process. The transcript has 9 exons. Gene Ontology annotation, cellular component: endoplasmic reticulum membrane.
AUGUCCAACAUAGACUAUUUUUGGGGACCUGCAACGUCCACCAUUGACUGGUGUGAAGAAAAUUACCUUGUCUCGCCUUAUUUAGCCGAAUUUGUCAACACAUGCACGAAUCUUACAUUCAUCUUUUUAUCAUUGUUUGGAAUCUAUAAUAUAUUCAAAAAUGGAUUUGACGCGUCAUUUAUCAUUGCUUAUCUUGGCAUCAUUCUCGUAGGCUUUGGAUCAUGGUGUUUCCAUAUGACACUUCAAUAUGAGAUGCAACUUUUGGAUGAAUUACCAAUGAUCUAUGUUGCUUGUAUCAUGGUUUGGCACAUCUACGUCGCAGAUCCAAACUAUAAACGGAAUUACAAGUUGCCACUAGGCCUCAUUCUCUACUCGGUUAUUGUUACUUAUUCUUACUUGAUCAUCAAUAAUCCUGUGUUUCAUCAAGUAUCCUAUGCUCUCUUAAUAUUCACCAUUGUUUACAAGUCGAUUUCACUUCAAAUGACUGUACCAUCUCAUUAUCAGGAGAAACCAGCACUUGAGAGACUGCUUUGGUUAUCUGCUUUUGGUUUUAUUAUCGCAUUCAUCCUUUGGAAUAUUGAUAACCAAUUUUGUACUCAUUUACGUACCUGGAGACACUCUGUUCCUUAUCUAGUAGGCACUCUUAGUGAACUCCACGGCUGGUGGCAUAUUGGCACAGCGCUUGGUUCUUAUUAUUUUGUCGUUUUCUGCGAAUGGGUCCAACAAGUAUUGAACAAUCAAAGAUACACUUUACAUUGGAUAGGCCCUGUUUGCUAUUUGCGACCUCCCGAGAAGGCAAAGAAAUAA